Molecule: messenger RNA, 962 nt
Organism: Antrostomus carolinensis (chuck-will's-widow)
Lineage: Eukaryota; Metazoa; Chordata; Aves; Caprimulgiformes; Caprimulgidae
Gene: CUNH8orf48
Product: chromosome unknown C8orf48 homolog
Source: RefSeq, a predicted model, not a curated record
UGCUGCAUGUGGUGACUGCCUCAGCAGAUAGCUCUGGUAACUGUGAAAAGUGGUGGAUGGAACUGAGCCAGAGUUACAGUAGUUCUGGUUUGGACUGUUCAGAAGAUACCUUUGAGCCCUUCAUCGGGGAGGAAGAACCCAGAGAGAACAAACCAUCUGCAUCGUCUUGUUCUGCGGAAGAUUUAGAGUGGUCUGCUGUGUCAGAUACGUUGGAAAGCAUGUCAUGGUCGGCAGGCCAACAUCAUGCAGAUGAGCAGUCUGAAGUGGCAAAUUCUGCAGCUGUAGAAAGAGAUGUCAUGGGAAAAUGGAUUGAUCUUGCUGGCAUGAAGCAAGACAAAUCUGUCAUCAAAACUCAUGCUGUAAUUGACACUUGUUUUGUUGAUUUAUGCCUGACAGAAAUUCCUGAAUUAUCAGAUGGAGAACUGGAUGCUUUCCGGUCUUUUUGCACCGUUAAGAUAAGCCAAAUGCGUCGGCAGCUGAUCUCUAAGCAGGCAAAUGGUGGCAAGGCAAGGCAGCUGCAGUGUGGAUUCACAGCCAAGAAACUGGAGACAAGUGACUUGAGCUGCAUUGUUCCUGAUCGGCUAAUGAACAGAAUCUGCCUGAAAAAUAUCAGAGAGACUGUUAAACAGGUGGUGGAAGCGCAAAUCCAUGAAUCUUCAGUGUGCCCUGACUGUCAGAAGAAGAAAGCAGAGUUAGCUGAGAUUACUUUUCUCAGACGAAAGAAAAUUCUAAUGGAAAGUGCUUUACUCCAAGAGAAAUUUGAAGAGCAGCUUUACUCCAGAGAUGUGCUUACACUUCUAGGAGAAGCACUCAGAAGCUUUCCCAAACCUUCAGAGGAUCCCAGGAGCUUAUGGCAGAGGCUGAAAGGUCAGAAAAUAGACAGCUUGAAAGUAGUAAACACAACUCAAGGGCAUAAAGAACUGGGAGAAUCUUCUGCAGGCAGUUGUACUGAAUGCCAAUGA